CCUGGUGACGUCAGGCGAUCUGAGUGGAUGCUCUGGGUCGGGGUCUUUUCGGUGUGGCGGGCUCGGCGCUGUGGCGUCACUGCCGGCCGCCGAGCUGGGGGUGUUGAAGAUGGCGGCGUCGGCGGCGGUGGCGGCGGCCUCCGGGCGGAGGAAGAACAGCGGCGGCCCGGCCGUGCUGACCAGCAAGCGGGAGCCCAGCGUCAAGCUGCAGUACCCGGUGAGCGGCCCCGAGCCGCUGGGCUGGUCCGAGGACAACCGGCUCUCCAUCACCACCGGCAAAAACAUCUACGUGUUGGAGCAGAUCUGCGACAUCCACAACAACGGGCUGGACAUGGUGAUCCACCGCACGUCGGUGCCCGCCCCCAGCCGGAGCUGCUCCCUCAAGGUUGGCUCUCAAGCAGAAGUAAAUGAAUGCAAGGAGAAGUUCUUGAAUAAAAGAGAUCCAACACUAAGUCACUCACUGAUGAUGGACAGGAUCUUUAAUCCUGAAGGAGGUGCUUUGUCACCAUUACGAGGGUUUAAAUUUACCAGUUGGUCUCCCUUGGGUUGUGACCUAAAUGGAAGGUGUCUAUUGGCAUCUUUAACACUGGAUAAUAGACUGUCCAUUCAGGUGAAUGUGAAUAGGUUACAGUGGACACCAGCUUUAGAUAUUACAGAAGUGUACGGUGAGAUGCUGUAUGAGAACAAAUACGGGCAUUUGGAUGCAGACUUGGAUGGGGAAUUGAAGAAUUUCUCGGAAUUCCAAAGGAGACAUUAUAUGCAAACUCCUGUCAGAAUGGAAUGGUCCAGUAUUUGCAAUACCCAACGUGUAAAAGCCAACAAUGAGUGUGAAGAUGUGGGCACUGUUCUGUUGGCAGUUCUACUUGAAAAUGGUGAUGUCGUUAUCUGGCAGUUUUUGAUCCCAUUUCAUGGCAAAGAUUCUAUCAUUGCAUGCAGUACUAUUGAAUCGGGCAUUAAUGACCCAAGUGUUCUGUCAUGGUGGGAAUAUGAGCAUGGGAGUCGUAAAAUGAGUGGCUUGAUUGUUGGCAGCUCCAAAGGACCUGUUAAGAUUCUGCCAGUCAACUUAAAAGCAGUGAAAGGGUACUUCACUCUCAGACAACCAGUCAUUCUUUGGCAAGAGAUGGAUCAGUUACCUGUGCACAAUAUUAAAUGCAUAUCUCUCUCCCACCCGUAUCAGAAAUGUAGCUGCAGUUUGGUUGUAGCAGCCAGAGGAACGUAUGUUUUCUGGUGUCUGCUGUUGAUAUCCAAAGCAGGACUGAAUGUUCACAAUUCUCAUGUCACUGGCCUCCAUACACUUCCCAUUGUCUCUCUGACUGCGAACAAGCAAACUGGGAGUUUCUACACCUGCUCUGUCGAUGGAACCAUCCGAAAGUUGACGCCUGUCUUCACAGAUGUAGCAGUGAAGUUUGAUCAUGUUUUAAUCAAAUUGCCAGAAUCUAUUGGCUCAGUGAGGCUUCAUGGGAUCUGUCUCAGCCCCAAUGAUGCUUACUUAGCUCUCGUGACAGCAGAAGGUUUAAAUAAUGGCCUCCAUCCAGCCAGCCGCACGUACCAGGUGCAGUUUAUUACGUUAAAAACUCCAGAAGAAGCAGCGUCUAAAGUUUUGGAAUCUUCCAUCCACAAUUUAUUCAAACAAGUGGACUUGCUUGACCUUGUACGCUGGCGAAUAUUGACAGAGAAGCGUAUUCCUCCAGAACUCAAUGAAGCUUUAGACCACAAACUCCAGACAAAUCCAUCUAGCUAUCUAUGGAGGCUAAGACUUUUUCUCUUAAAGAUUUUGUAUCAGACCUUGCAGAAGACUCCAGCUGAAACACUUUGGAGACCAAAUCAUCCUGAGUCAAAGAUUCGGCUUUGUGAUAAUUCUGUAUUGUUAAAUGAGAAUAGUCGGCAGCCUGAUGAGGCAGAGACAAGUGCAAAAGAAGGUCAAUCAAGCAGAGUGAUUGGGAGUCGAGUGGAAGAUUUGCCAGAGGAUGCAAAAGUAGGCAAGUCUGAAGAAGAGAUUAGAGAGAGGAUUUUGAGGAAAUUGAAUGAGAUUCAAAAUAGGAUUGAAGAUGUGGAGCUCCACUUAACCCGUGAACACAUGAAAAGAGUCCUCGGUGAAGUGUACCUCCACACCUGGAUUACUGAGAAUACCAGUAUCCCAACCCGGGGUAUUUGUGACUUUUUGACCUCUGAUCCCAGCUAUGAUGAUAGGACAGCUAAGGUUUUGAUUUCUCAUAAUUUGAAGAAAUUGACCAAGCAGACGUUUCCUGAGCACUGCUCUCUCUGUAAAGAGGUUCUACCGUUUACUGAUCGGCGCAAGGCGGUCUGCCCCAAUGGACACAGUUGGCACAGAUGUGUUUUGACAUACCAUGCUUGCCAGAGUCUGACCUAUCGCAGAUGUCUGCUACAAGACAGCAUUGCUCGACAACAGUUGCCCUCGGAUCCUGACUGGAUAAAGCGCCUGCUUCAGAGUCCUUGUACAUACUGUGACUCUCCUCUCUUCUGACAAGGUUUCACAUUAGUGGACAAAGGGAGAUCAGUGUCUUAAAUUGCAUCGAGAAGAUAAUGCUUAAAAUACCUCCCCUCCUCUUGAGAGUAUUGGCUUAUUCGAUAGUGGCAUUGUCUUCUAUCCGAAGGCAUUUGGAGAUGCAGCUUCGUGCUCUUUGGGGCACUGAAGGAAAAAGUGGAGGAUUCUUGGCAUCUUUCCACCAUGUUCAUGAAUUUCAGGGGCACUGGCAAAGGACACAGCCUUUCUCAUCCACUUGUGUUAUUCUUCAGGAGUAGAAGAUGUAUGUAAAUUAUUGCUGCAGUCAGAGAAAAGUGCAGUAGAUUGAGACAAUUUCAAGUACAGGUCAGUAAAUGAACAACAAAGAAAGUAUCUGAAGUAAAAUUGAAUGGGUGAAGUUUGUCUGUUUGGAUCAAGUUUUCACUUAAUUAAAAUAACUGAGUUCAUCUAUUACAAUUUUCUGAAAAACACUUGCUUUUGUAUCUGCAGGAACUGUUACACCAGAUCUAGAAACUGUCUUUGGGAACAAUACAAAAAGGAAGCUUUUUAUACUAUUUUGCCAUUAGAGGUUUUGAGUAAAAUGUGAUGCGUGUUGGAAAUUGUCCUCAAUCCAAGGUUGCAAGUUCCAGUACAAGUCUCUUCUGAUUAUUGAGGAAUGGCACAAAUAUCAGGCUUUGGAACUGCAAUUGAGGACCGGGGUGGGGUAGGAUGGUGUGGCAAGGGGUUUGUGCUAGAAUUUGACAAGUAGCAGUAAAGUGAGCCUGUGUUUAAAGGUUAGCCUGGGAAAAAUGAAACACAACACACUAUUUGCCUUCAGAGGAUCUGUACCUGACACUGAGGCCAGUUGGUCACUAGCUUGGAAGGGUCCAUUAGACUUUGUUCGUCUGUCUUCAAUUAAUGUAUGUUUUCAUAUUUUAAAGUUUUUUAUUUUAAUUUUUAUUUGAUAGCUUUUUCGAAAUCAAACCCAGCACUUGAUUUCAAGAUUGCAGCCAUUGCGUACCUUUAUGAACGCAAUUUAAGACUUCUUAAACUACUUUUUGUAUGAUAAAAAUUUGUUUUCUCAAUAAAUCUGUUACUGUUUGGAUAAAAUGUAUCCACUUGUAAAAUAUAAGUGAAAGUCUUGGGCAUCCUGUAUUUUUUCUUAAAAUUAUGGCAAUAAUGAUAUUGCUGUUUUUCAUGAUGUCAAACAAUGCCACUCAUUUUGAAGAGAAAAAUGUGACUUGCACAGCCUUCCUUUUUGGAAGGACAAAGGAUUGAUGGGUAUUACUUCUGUAAAUGACUUCUUACCCCGUCUGCUCUCAUUAUAUCAUUAAUAGAUUCAUGGAUUUCAGAAGCCAUACCUCCUGAAUGGAUAACUGUUACUCAUUCCGCUCUAAAGUUGGCCCACUUCCAAAUGUGGCCUCUCUGUAAGAACAAACCAACCAAAAACUGGAAGAUUUCUGAGAAUGAAGCUCAUUUUAGAAAACCUCUGUCUCCACAACAUGUUCAACUGCAUCAAUGUGUAUUUGUUACUUUGAUGUGCCUUGGGUCCCAUUUUAAAUUUAAUCACAUUACACAUUUUAGAAACAAAAACAGCCUUAAUCUCUCUGUCUCAAAGGAAUGAAGUGGAAAUAAGGAAUCUGCUAUUGGUUCUUCAUGUUAGCCUAAGG
Molecule: messenger RNA, 4134 nt
Organism: Pristis pectinata (smalltooth sawfish)
Lineage: Eukaryota; Metazoa; Chordata; Chondrichthyes; Rhinopristiformes; Pristidae
Gene: gtf3c4
Product: general transcription factor IIIC, polypeptide 4
Exons: 5
Coding region: 110-2485 (791 amino acids)
Biological process (GO): transcription initiation at RNA polymerase III promoter
Cellular component (GO): transcription factor TFIIIC complex
Molecular function (GO): protein binding; histone acetyltransferase activity
Source: RefSeq, a predicted model, not a curated record